CAUUGACCUUCGUUAUUCAUAUUAUGGACAUCAACCAUACUCGGCACUCCAGGUUACGCUUGGCUGCCGUCCUAACCUUUACCACCAAGUUCAUUAUAAUCGAGCUAGAAUUUACACGGAAGUUGAGUGAAUAGAAGAGAGAAUUAUAUAUUUUUAUUCAAAAGAUUUAUACGGCUUUUAAAGGAACCGUUUUACGUGAGAUGGAGAACUCAACGAUGAGGAACGGUGCCAGGAUCCUACCUCCUGAAGCCAUCUCUAAGCGACACAUUGGUCCGUAUGUGAUGAAGGAAACGUUAGGAGAGGGAUCAUUUGGAAAAGUGAAGCUUGCUACUCAUUACAAGACGCAUCAAAAAGUGGCUUUAAAGUUUAUCUCGCGGCAAUUAUUGAAAAAAAGCGAUAUGUAUAUGCGUGUUGAACGCGAGAUAUCUUACUUGAAGCUUCUUCGACAUCCUCAUAUCAUCAAAUUAUACGAUGUUAUCACCACGCCUACAGAUAUUGUAAUGGUCAUUGAGUAUGCUGGAGGUGAAUUAUUUGAUUAUAUCGUUGAAAAGAAAAGGAUGACGGAGGAUGAAGGUCGUCGAUUUUUCCAGCAGAUCAUCUGUGCUAUAGAAUAUUGUCAUCGACACAAGAUUGUUCACCGAGAUUUAAAACCAGAAAACUUGCUUUUGGAUGACAAACUGAAUGUUAAAAUUGCUGACUUUGGUUUAUCGAAUAUUAUGACUGAUGGAAACUUUUUAAAAACUUCCUGUGGAAGUCCCAAUUAUGCCGCUCCUGAAGUAAUUAAUGGAAAACUCUAUGCUGGCCCCGAGGUUGAUGUUUGGAGUUGCGGUAUCGUUUUGUAUGUCAUGUUGGUGGGCCGCCUUCCUUUUGAUGAUGAGUUUAUUCCUAAUUUGUUUAAAAAAGUAAAUAACUGUAUUUACGUGAUGCCGGAUUUCUUGUCGCCAGGCGCUCAGUCUCUUAUUCGACGAAUGAUUGUUGCAGAUCCCAUGCAGCGUAUUACCAUUCAAGAAAUUCGUCAUGAUCCAUGGUUUAAUAUCAAUUUGCCUGAUUAUCUACGUCCUAUGGAAGGCUUUCAGGAUUCUUAUGCUGAUCCUCAUAUUGUUAAUAAGCUGAGUGAAGCGAUGGGAUAUACUGAAGAUUACAUUUACGAAGCCUUACGUUCCGAGAGUAAUAAUGAGUUAAAGGAGGCGUAUGAUUUACUACAUGAAAACCAAAUUAUUCAAGAAAAGAGUCAUUUCUCAAAUUCAAAGAAAGUGGAUUCGUUUCUUUCUGUUUCUCCUCCUGCCUUUACGGAAUAUGCGGAUGAUCUAAACAAUUCUAAAGAGCCGGAAUAUCUUGAUCCCAUGAUUGAGGGAUCGAGAUGGUCACAUUCGGAGCCUCCGGCUAAUCAAGAACAGACUGUCGACAGUCAUAUCCGUAUCCUUGUUCCAGGCGAGAAUAACCAGUUGAUAGUGAAAACCUUGUUGGAUGCCAAUAAUGAAGCUGCUUUGUCACAGACAGGAAAGAAAAAAAGCAAGAGAAAUCGUUGGCACUUUGGCGUCCGCUGCCGAGGAGAUGCUCCCGAGAUUUUACUGGCUGUAUAUCGUGCUCUACAGCGUGCUGGUGCUCAAUUUACAGUGCCAGUGCAGCAUAAUGGUAAGUACAAAUCCGACAUGUAUACGAUCAAGAGUAUUUGGGAGAUUCCUCAUUGCAAGAAAGAAGGAAGAAAAGUCUAUGCGUAUAUUGAGUUACAGCUUUAUGAAGUUAUGCCAGAUUGUUAUAUGUUGGAUGUCAAGGCAAAUGGUUAUAAAGAUUUUUCACGACAUGGAUCAGUUGUUACGGAUCAUGAAGUAGAUGAUUUGAAGUCCUCGUUCCCCUUUUUGGAUUUAUGUGCUACUCUCGUUUGCAAAUUGUUUUCUGCUUAAUAAUUCAAAAUUCCUGUAUAUUCCUAUUCGAUCUCCUUCUUCUCUUUUCCUUUUUUUUUUACGAAACUCUUAUUGAAUUAUGUUAAUGAAUUCACAUUUCGAGCAAAUUCCUAUGGCGGAUGAACUAUGUAUUGCACAUGGUUAUGCAGAUUAUAACGUGCUUAAACUUGCAUUUGGGCGGUGUUUAUUCUGUAAUAAAAUCCAUAAUGUUUAUUAAACUUAAGACUAUCAUUAGGACGAAGUGCUUGAAAAGGUUAGUUUGUUCAAGCACAUAAACUAACCUAAUAAUGCACCUUUAUGGUAUUGUUUUUCAGAACAUAUCCCGCUGUUUUUUGCCGUGUACACAACCUUUUCAAAAAUUAUAAGAAAAUGCAUAAAAGUAUUAGUAUCAAAUUUUUAUGUUUUAUUUAAUGUCAAUUAAUACUUUCGAUUAUUGUGCAGUGUCUAGAAAGUAUAUAAAUACAUAAAGGCAAUUAAACCAAAGUAGGACAAGUAAAAUGCAAUAGCUUCUCGGG
Messenger RNA from Schizosaccharomyces cryophilus OY26, 2419 nucleotides. RefSeq names its product CAMK/CAMKL/AMPK protein kinase Ssp2. Lineage: Eukaryota; Fungi; Ascomycota; Schizosaccharomycetes; Schizosaccharomycetales; Schizosaccharomycetaceae. The record is from RefSeq and is a predicted model, not a curated record. Gene Ontology annotation, cellular component: cytoplasm. Gene Ontology annotation, biological process: protein phosphorylation; intracellular signal transduction. Gene Ontology annotation, molecular function: protein serine/threonine kinase activity; ATP binding. Bases 201 to 1904 code for a protein of 567 amino acids. The transcript is spliced from 4 exons.